AUGGACGGCUCGCCCGAACGAGACCCUGAUCAUCCUCGCUUCAUCCAAACCGUUCAAAGACACCCUGAGGUUUCCCUGAGCGAUCCCACGCCGGUUCUUCCGGCAGCGAGUCCCUUCCGCACCCCGGAUCCGCCACGCACCCCGCUUCUUCCGCCUUUUCCGGGAAGAAUCGCCCGUUUCGCCGCGGCGGGUUCCCCGGGUCAGCUUCCCCGCGCGUAUUCCGGCAACACGAUCCCCGGCGCGGCGUCCAGCAGCAGCAGCAGCGGCGGCACCGGCAGCAGCGCGCAGAGCCGCCAGUCUGGGCUCCGUCUGACGCGGAGGCUGGAUCUGGCGGUCGCGGAGAGCGGAGUUGCUGGCGGAGGAGGCAACGGGCUCCGCGGAAAUAGUAGUACUACAAUAGGUAGCGGUGGCGGCGUCCGCGAGGAGCGCGGGCGCAAGCAGCGGUGGAUUCUACCGAGCGAAGACGAGGUAAAAGCCGCUGCUGCUGGCCACUUGGGCGGCCACGUGGCUGGCCAUUUUGGUGGCCACGUGGCAGGCCAAUCAGCUGGCCACGUGGCAGGUCACGCUGCUGCUUUUCCAAGGUUCUUUGGCGGCAGCAGCUUCGGCGCAGCAGGAGAAGGAGGUUCAGGCGGAGAAGGAUUUCCAGGAGGAUCAACCAAUCAUGCUGCUGAUCUAGACGUUCUUAGACACGGGAGUGACUUGCACUCUCAAUUAGCCCAUCUGCUCCAGCAAAACGCCGCUGCUGCCAUAGCUGCCGCUGCUGCCAACCCAAGUGCUGCUGCUGCUGCUGCUGCUACCACCGCCCUAGAAGGAAACGCCACCACGUUGCACGCAUUGGGAUUAGGAGGGAGUGUGGGCUUUAGGCAAGGAGGGGAGGGCGGGCAGAUAGGGGCGCGGCAGAUAGAGGGCGGGCGGAUAGAGGGCGGGGUGUCAGUGGGGGAGAUGGAACGAGGGUUGCUCUGGGAUAUGGGUGGAGGGAUGGACAGACGCAUGGGAGGGAUGGGAGGAGGGAUGGGAGGAUUGGGGAGAGGGAUGGGGGGAGGAUUGGGGAGAGUGAUGAGUGGGGGAAUAAUGGGGGGAUCAAAUGAGGGAAUGAAUAGGUUAGAAGGGAUGAGAGGCGGUUGGAUGGCAGGGCAGGGCACAGCACCACUGCCGUCAGUCAAUCCCACCGACUCCUUGAGUGCGUCCCUCUCUCUGAACGCCGCUACAGCCGCGGAUUUCCACCGUGCCGCCCCGGGAUUCUGCAUGGCCGGCCCGCUACAGCCGCUGGCAGGAGGCUCGCUGGGCGACAGUGGCAGUGGUGGCGGCCGUGGCGGGUUGCUGUAUGAAUGCAGAUUCUGCGGGAAGGGAUUUGCGCAGUCCCAGGCGCUUGGAGGGCAUAUGAACACUCACCGCCGAGGUUGGUUGGGGGUGGGGGAAAUAGGGGAGGAGAAAAGGGGGGUGGGGGGGGAGUGGGGGGGGGGGGAGGAGAGGGCGCGGGGGGAAAGGGGAGGGGAGGAGGGGGAAGAGGGGAAGGGGAAGUCAAGUUGUGGGAUGGGGGGAGAGGGAAAGGAAGGGAAGAAUGUGGUUGAAACGAGCGAGAAGCGGAGCAGAUGCUUCAGAGUCAGGGAAUCUUACCGCAGAGAGGUGCAAGGUGAGCAAGAAAACCUCUGCCGUUGCUGGUGCACUUCUGCUGCACUUCUGGUGCUCUUCUGGUGCACUUCUGGUGCACUUCUGGUGCUCUUCUGGUGCACUUCUGGUGCACUUCUGGUGCACUUCUGGUGCACUUCUGGUGCACUUCUGGUGCACUUCUGGUGCUCUUCUGGUGCUCUUCUGGCGCUCUUCUUGCGCUCUUCUGGCGCUCUUCUGGCGCUCUCCCAGGGAACUUCUAUGCUGCAACCAGGAGCAAUGGCGCAUGCAGGGUCGAUUAUAGCAUCCCUUUUAGCUCACCUAUCGUUUCCUAACUUCUUCCCCAACUUCCCUCCCUGCAGUGCUCGCCUGGGAGCAGGAGAGGCACAGCUGCUUCUGGCGCUCUCCCAGGGAACUCCCGUGCUGCAGCCAGGAGCAAUGGUCCAAGCUCAAGCAGCGGCCACUGUUGAACCCAACCCAGCAGCAGCAGCUGGUGCAAUGCAGACAGCAAUGCACGGUCCAGAACGUUCCUCACUUCUUCAAAACCCCUCGCUUCAAGCCCCCUCUCCUCAAGAUCCCUCCAUUGCCGCACUUCUCGCCCAUGCCCAGAACCAAGCAGCAGCCGGUAUAAUGCAGACAGCAACACAGGUUCAAGGUCCGUCCCAUCAAGCCCCCUCCUUCCAAGCCCCCUCCCUUCAUUGUCGCCCUCUUCAAGCCGGGCUUCAGGCACAGCAUGAACGGGAGGUGGUGUGGCAGCAGGAGCAGCAGGAGCGUCAGCAGCAGCAGCAGCAGCAGCAGCAGCAGCAGCAGCAGCAGCAGCAGCAGCAGCAGCAGCAGCAGCAGCAGCAGCAGCAGCAGCAGCAGCAGCAGCAGCAGCAGCAGCAGCAGCAGCAGCAGCAGCAGCAGCAGCAGCAGGAGGAGCAGCAGAAGAAGCAGCAGCAGCAGCAGCAGCAGCAGCAGCAGCAGCAGCAGCAGCAGCAGCAGCAGCAGCAGCAGCAGCAGCAGCAGCAGCAGCAGCAGCAGCAGCAGCAGCAGCAGCAGCAGCAGCAGCAGCAGCAGCAGCAGCAGCAGCAGCAGGAGCAGCAGCAGCAGCAGCAGGAGCAGCAGGGGCAGCAGCAACAGCAGCAGGAGCAGCAACAACAACAGCGUGAGCGGCAAGAGCAGCAGCAGCAGGCGGAGCAGGAGCAGCAGUGGGCACUCCAGCCUCACAUGGAGCGAUUGAUGGACCUGCAGCACGAACUGGCACCGACUGGACAGCAACAGCAACAGCAGCAGGAGCAGCAGCAGCAGAAGCAGCGCCUGGAGCAGCAGCAGCAGCAGCAGCAGCAGCAGCAGCAGCAGCAGCAGCAGCAGCAACAGCAGCAGCAGGAGCAGCAGCAGCAGCAGCGCGGCCAGGAUCGGGAACAAAAAGAGAACCAGGAGUAG
Molecule: messenger RNA, 3033 nt
Organism: Closterium sp. Naga37s-1
Lineage: Eukaryota; Viridiplantae; Streptophyta; Zygnematophyceae; Desmidiales; Closteriaceae
Source: the annotation of a GenBank genome assembly